This is a messenger RNA of Leptopilina heterotoma, 4196 nucleotides long. RefSeq lists its product as uncharacterized. The record is from RefSeq and is a predicted model, not a curated record. The coding region runs from base 225 to 2648 and encodes 807 amino acids. The transcript has 12 exons. Lineage: Eukaryota; Metazoa; Arthropoda; Insecta; Hymenoptera; Figitidae.
GCACCACAUGCUUACUCCCUUGGGCGUGUCAGUGUCUGUUGGAGUGUGUGAUAGUUACCGCGGUGUAAACGUGUGUCAGGCAGGUUCAAAAUUGUUCAAUUCAAGUAAACAUUUUCCCAUUUCAGAUUUUUUUCCAACCGAGAAAAGAGUUUCCUUUUAUUUUUUGAAAUGGUAUUCAGUUGGUAAUUCUAUUUUGACAAAGUAAGUGAAAAUAAGGUGAGAAAAUGAAGGCGAGCCUGCGAUUGGGAAUAUUAGUCAUUGUUUGUUAUGUAUUGGGCGUUGUCGGUCAAUUUGAAUGGCAGGACAGAGAUACGUACGAUGAGAUUCGAAAUAAAAUGGAUCGAGUUACUGGGGAGAAUUGUCAGAUUCAGCACCUGGGCGAUUUGUUUCUGCCCGGGGAUUCAGUUUCGCAUUUGCCCGACAUAAAGGAUUUGAACGUGAAUCCAGUAUUUCCCAACAGAACUGCACUGCUGCACCUGCACAACAUGGCCCUGAGCAGGUCCUACUUCUGGAGUUAUAUCCUCCAGUCGAGGUUCAUUCGACCGGCCAUCAAUGACACCUAUGACCCUGGCAUGAUGUACUAUUUACUGUCCACGGUGGCCGACGUCUCCGCCAAUCCGUACAUUAAUGCUUCUGCUAUUUAUUUCGCUCCCAACUCCUCGUACUCGCCUUCUUUUCGCGGGUUCUUCAACAAAACAAUGCCGAGAUUCGCGCCCAGGACUUUCAGGGAGGACGACUUCAACGACCCUGUCCAUUUGGAGAGACUCUCCACGAGGAACACCUUCAAAGUUCUAGAUCUUGGAGUGUUUCCCGCUGAUCGUAAAAGCUCUGACUAUACCACAGAUUAUUACAGAAUUAAUGAAUGGUUCAAAAGUUGGCUACCGGAUCCGAAUCUCAUUAAAAAACGACAUGACACGAAAACUACUUACCAGGUGGAAAUAAGAUACGCGAAUAACACUAACGAAACUUAUACUUUCCACGGACCACGAGGCGCGGAUGAAAUCCCUGGACCUGUUCACUUCACAAGACCCUAUUUCGACUGCGAGCGUUCUAAUCGUUGGCUUGUAGCCGCAGUUGUUCCCAUUGCUGAUAUCUACCCAAGGCACACAGGUUUCAGACACAUCGAGUACCCCACAUAUACAGCAGUUUCAGUGAUAGAAAUGGAUUUCGAUAGGAUAGACAUAAAUCAAUGUCCCAAGGGAGAUGGAAAUGAUGGUCCGAAUAGGUUUGCGAAUACAUCAAGGUGUAAAACGGAGACGACGGAGUGUGAACCUUUACACGGAUGGGGUUUUAGGAGAGGAGGAUAUCAGUGCAGAUGUAAACCGGGUUUCAGAUUACCCACGGUAGUCAGACGACCCUAUCUCGGAGAAAUAAUUGAGAGGGCAACACAAGAAGAAUAUUACAACAGUUUUGAGUGCUCUAAAAUAGGCUGGAUUCACAAAUUACCAGUACAGUGGGAACAUAUGCAACCGCACAUUCGAGAACGAUAUUUGGAUCGAUAUCGUGAGUACAAAGGUAACUCCACUUCCGGAGCAGGCAGCUUGGAGACUGAGAAAAUGAACAUUGACAAUGUUCUCAAGUUCAUUAAUAGUGUCAACGAUAAAACUUGCUUAAAAUAUACUCCGAAACAACUACAAUUGCGAGGUGAUAUUGCUUUUGGAGCGGAGGAAUAUUACGAGAAUCAAGCGAAAAUGGCAACGAGAUUGUCCAACUUUAUCAGUGCAUUCUUGCAAAUGUCCGAUCCCAAGGAGGUUUAUUCGGGGAAAAGAGUAGCGGACAAACCGCUCACCGAAGAUCAAAUGAUGGGUGAAACUUUGGCCCUAGUUCUCGGAGACACGAGAAUUUGGUCAGCGGGAAUGUACUGGGAUCGUAACAAAUUUACCAACAGAACUUUCUUUGCUCCUUUCGCCUAUAAAGAACUUCUGAAUACAAGAAAAUUCAAACUAGAAGAUUUGGCUAGGCUAAAUGACACAGAUGAUGUUUAUACUAAAAAGCCUUGGUUCCAAUUCUUGAAGCAAAGAUGGGCAACAAAUUACGACGAAUUGGAAAAGUUCUAUGUCAAAAUAAUGCUUAGGCAUAACGAAACUGGCGAUGAAUUGCCCAAGAAAUAUGAACGAUUUCCUGGUUUCUACAGCGCAGCAAACCUGAAUCACGGCCACUGGACAACUCCUUACUUUGAUUGUAACGGCAAAGUGAAGAAAUGGGUAAUUACCUAUGCAUCCCCAUUUUUUGGCUUCUUGGGCAGCUCGAAAAAGAACUUGGAAUUCAAGGGUGUCGUUGCUGUUACCAUGCAUUUGAAUGAUCUGGAUGUCAACCAGUGUGAUAAUAAAUAUUAUGUACCGAACGCUUUUAAAGGAACGCACAAGUGCGACAAGAAGACGUCCUAUUGCGUUCCAAUAUUGGGCAGACAUUUUGAAACUGGAGGUUAUAAAUGCGAAUGUAAGCAGGGAUUCGAGUAUCCGUUUGAGGAUCCAAUAACAUAUUUCGAUGGCCAAUUGGUUGAAUCGGAGUUUACGAAUCUCGUUCAAGACAGAGAAACUAGGUAUGACAUGUUCAAAUGUCGAGUAGCCGGUGCAUCGUCGAUAGAGGCCAGCUACUUGCUUCUAACGUUAAUCAUAGCCGCUCUCUAUUCUUUUCAAUGGAGGUAAAAUUAAUGCAAUUUUCUCUCAUCAUGUUGAGAAUUCAAGACGUUUUUCAAGAUCUUUGAGAUAUAUUUUUAAGAUCUCGUCACUGUAUUGACCAAAAAGAAAAUGCCGUCCAAACAUUUAGUUUAAGACCUUGUUUAAGGCAAGCAGCGCUAUAAUUUUCAAAAACAUUUUCUGAAAUUUAAACUUUGACUACAAACAAUGUAUUUCAGUUCGAUUAGUUGAAUAGAAUUUACAUUAAAAUUUCUAUGAGUUGAAAAAUGCGUUUGAAAAGGCAGUUUUAGAAAAAAUUCUACACAAAAUCUGAGACUAUAAGCAUUUAAAAUGCAUGACAAAAAUUGUAUUUCUUCAGUCUCCAAAACCUCUCUUUUGAAUGGGUUAUAAAAAUAUAAAAAUUUUUAAUUUCUAAAUAAAAAAAUUAGGAAUACCUUUUUAAGAAAAUGUUCUAUCAGCAGAGGCCGUGGCGUUGAUUGUCUUGUGCCUAGUCUUAAUAGAGAAAGAGUGAUUAAACUUAAAAAAAAAUUCAAAUGUAAAACACAAAUACCGUCCAGAAUGUGUUAAAUGAAAAAUUAAUGUUUAUAAUUCGUAAGGAAGCUUUUAAAUAUUUUAUACAUUGACUUUAUAUAAAUUAAUGCCAUGUCAGUUCAAGUCCCGUCCGAUUAGAAAAUAGGCGUUAUUAAACCAAGCAAAAUUUCUAAAAUGUUCUGGUCUAAAAAUACCAAAAAUAUUUGGUAUUUGAAUCUGAGUAAUAAUGAAUAUAUUUUAUCAAAAUUUUUAACUAAAUUAUAUUCGUAUUUUUUUAUCGAAACAUUUUAGAAAAUUUGUUUUUAUAAAUUUUAAUAUUUAGUCCAAAUGUUCAAAGUAUUAAAUAAUGUUCAUACCAUUAAUGUAAUAAUGUCUCCGUAACAAAUUUCUAAUACAUAUCAUUUUUAUGAUAAUAAUAAUAAAAAAAUUUAUUAAAUUUUGUACAAAGAAAUACUAUUAGGUAUUUUGCGCAGAGAAUUUUAUAUAUUAAAAAGAAUUGAUCGAUCUGUUAACUUAUACUCACUGAAAAAAUGAAUCUCAAAUUUUAAAAAACAUUUUAAGAAAAUGUUAUACAAUUUAAUGAUUACCUUUGCAUACUAGAAUAGUGUUUUUAGUCUAACGAUAUUGUUUUAAAAAGAACAAAAAUUGAAUGACACUGUAAGAAGAGUGUUGAGAUUUGUUUUAUAUAAAAUUUGUAUUUUAAAUUUUAAUACAGUUGUAAUUUUAGAUUUUAACAUUUUAAUGUGUAAAGACUGGAAUUAUUGAAAUGUACAAUUAAUUAAACAGUCUAGUAUGUUUGUUGAUGAGAAACAAACAUAAUAUUCCGUCCUAUACAACUAGAAAAAUUUGUGCCUUUACAUUGUACGUUGAAAAACGAGAAAAUUGAAAAUUUUUUAAAUUGUUUUAUCUACAAUGUAAGAAACGGAAAUUCCACUGCAAAAACUAUUUUAAUUUUUAUACACUUUUUUUCUAUGUAUUUUGUAUAUUAUACAUGAAUAAAAUAUUAAAAUUUUUUUAAUAAUAAAA